AUGCGUAUGAUGAGAUUAGCAAGAACGAUACUCCAUCCCCCAUGCGCUCUGGAAGCCGUCGCGUCAGCCGGCCUACAAUCGCGCUUCAACCACGCCCGCCCAUCUUAUGUCGAUUACAAUUCCGGCUACAAGGAGCAUAGGGAGUACAACGCACAAAACAGAUCUCGCGGGCAUCCGUUUGGCUCGACUCGCCAGGGAGCAUACGGGGCAGGAUUCAGACGCCCCGCGCGGAGAUCCUCAGACCAGGGACCAUUGGCCGAGGUCGAAUGGGGACAAUGCGAUCUGCCCAAGAUUCAGGAGAAUAUCUACAAAGAACAUCCGGAUGUAGCGGCUCGCAGUCAGGACGACUUGAAGGCCUGGAUGUCGAAGCAUAAUGUGAACGUCAACGGAUCAAAUAUUCCGAGCCCUGUCCUCUCUUUCGAAGAAGCCAAUUUCCCUGCAACAAUCUUUAAGCACUUGCAGGAAUUUAAGGCUCCAACUCCUAUCCAGUCAAUUUCUUGGCCGAUAGCAUUGGGUGGUCGUGAUCUGAUCUCUGUCGCCCAAACCGGAUCCGGGAAGACGCUGGCUUUCAUGCUGCCUGCCAUCCAGCGGCUCGCCUCUAGCCCGCGUACAAACGGGACUUCGGUGGUGGUACUCGUCCCCACAAGAGAACUUGCUCAGCAAGUAAGCCAGGUUUCAAGCCCGUUUCUCCAAAGCAUCAAUCGCCGCUUGGUGUGCCUGUAUGGCGGUGCGGAUCGUUUUGCACAAGAGCGCGAACUUCGUAAAGGCGCUGAUGUUGUCGUUGCUACACCGGGUCGCCUUAUCGAUAUGCUCGGAACCUCCAGCGUUGAUAUCAAAAACUGCAACUAUUUGGUGUUGGACGAGGCUGAUCGUAUGCUGGAUUUCGGCUUCGAGCCGCAGAUCCGCAACAUCGUCUCGCAAAUCCGGCCAGAUCGCCAAACAUUGAUGUUCUCGGCAACAUGGCCAAACGAUGUGCGCAAGCUCGCUUCUGCAUUCCAAAAGAAUGCCGUCUUUCUGAACGUCGGCUCAUUGGAACUCUCGGCUAACCCAGAUAUCAAGCAGCAUGUGAAAGUGGUUAAUGAUCGAUUCAAGGAUAAGGAGCUCCUGAACCUGCUGGAAGAGCUGAAUCAGAAGGGGUUGAAGAAGACGAUCAUUUUUGUGGCACAGAAACGGGAUGCCGAGCGCCUGCGUGCCCUUCUCAUGCGGGUCACGUCAAAGGCCAUGGCUAUCCACGGCGACAAAACCCAGAACCAACGUGAUUACUGUCUGCAACAGUUCCGCGCUGGGCACAUACCUUUGUUGAUCGCCACUGAUGUUGCGGCGAGAGGAAUAGAUAUUAGCGAUAUCGAAAACGUAAUUAAUUACGAUUAUCCGAACAACACCGAGUUUUACGUACACCGUAUCGGCCGAACGGGCCGAGCAGGAAAAACGGGAAACGCAUACACGUUCCUGACCAGUGAUGACGCCGACAAGGUUCCCGAGCUGAUCGGAAUUUUAAAGAAGGCUGGACAAGAAGUCCCGGAGGAACUUCUCCAGCUACAAAAUUAUAAGAAAAAAGGAAAUUCGAAUUGGAAGAAUCAAUUCGGCACGAUCAAGAAGUACCGACAGUAC
This is a messenger RNA of Mesorhabditis spiculigera, 1611 nucleotides long. The record is from the annotation of a GenBank genome assembly. Lineage: Eukaryota; Metazoa; Nematoda; Chromadorea; Rhabditida; Rhabditidae.